This is a messenger RNA of Trametes versicolor FP-101664 SS1, 634 nucleotides long. RefSeq lists its product as uncharacterized. The coding region runs from base 1 to 558 and encodes 185 amino acids. NCBI's taxonomy places the organism in Eukaryota, Fungi, Basidiomycota, Agaricomycetes, Polyporales, Polyporaceae. The transcript has a single exon. The record is from RefSeq and is a predicted model, not a curated record.
AUGUCGGAUCUCCUUCCGCCUUCACCCUCACCAUUUCCCAUCCCCCAACGACAUCCCAAACCCUCCGGCUCGUAUCCCCAGCCGAACUCCACCGCAUCCUCCUCAACCACCUCCCUCAACUCGCUCUCCUCGUACCCGAACCACUCCUCGUCGGACUUGCGCCUCGCGUCCACAGACCUCUCCUCCUCCUUCGGCUCACACACGCGCUCGCUCUCCCUCGGGGGCUCGCACGCGCUCCCCGUAGAUCUCGCGGGUCUCGCAGGCCCGCCGAUCCGCUCGCUCGACCUCGCGCCGCUCAUGCACUCGCACGAGGCGACGCACAGCGAGCUCGCGCGCACAGUCGACGAGCUGCAGCAGUGGAUGGCCGUCGUCGAGGCGGGGCUCACGCAGAUGCUCGAGCGCCCGAGCCAGGACACGAUCGAGGAGGAGCAGGAGGACGCGGGCGUGGGCGCGGGCGCGUACGAGCGCGGCUGGCGCGACGAGUUCGCGGACGGGCGGACGGUGAGUAAUAGUACGGUCACGCCUGGGUCGUUCUCGCUCCCGGUACCCUUCGAGUAGCCUGGCUGUCGUCGUCGUAUUUGGUAGUUUGAAUGUGUUUGUUAUCUGUAUUGUCGGUCGUGCCCUAGACGCUUCC